Molecule: messenger RNA, 360 nt
Organism: Miscanthus lutarioriparius
Lineage: Eukaryota; Viridiplantae; Streptophyta; Magnoliopsida; Poales; Poaceae
Source: the annotation of a GenBank genome assembly
AUGAGGACGGAGGGAGCUGGAGGUGUGCCGCGGCCGGCGAGCCGCCUGUGGAGGACGCCGACCCCGUACAUCUUGCUGGUCGUCGGGUCCAUCACGAUCCUCAUCGCGCUUGUGCUGCUCGUGCUCAUCUGCGCGCGAAACAGAAACAGUCGUCGCUCGCGGCGGCCCGGGUCGGACGACGAGGCGGCGCCCUCAGCGCGGGUGCUCGCACCGCUCGACAGGGAACCCAAGGUCGCCGUCAUCAUGGCCGGCGAGCGCGCGCCGUCCUUCCUCGCCAGCGCCAAGCCGCUCGCCUUUGUCGCCCCCCGGGGUGCUGAUGAGGCCGACGGCAGCAGUGUCGCGGCCGUACCGUACGUGUAG